Messenger RNA from Seriola dumerili (greater amberjack), 1158 nucleotides. Its product is annotated as putative protein MSS51 homolog, mitochondrial. NCBI's taxonomy places the organism in Eukaryota, Metazoa, Chordata, Actinopteri, Carangiformes, Carangidae. The transcript is spliced from 5 exons. The record is from RefSeq and is a predicted model, not a curated record. Bases 1 to 1158 code for a protein of 385 amino acids.
AUGUCUUUCUACAGAGCUGUCCCAGAGACCAAGACCAACGGUAAACCUAUGGCCUUCCGGUCUCAAAAAGAGAUGUUUGAGAAAAUAGAAGAAUCCUUCAAAAUCUGUGCACAAUGUGAGAAGCGGCCGAGUCAACUUUCAAACCCACAGAGCCUGAAGCGUUGUGCUAGAUGUCUAAAUGUUUAUUACUGCUGUAAAGACUGUCAGAAGGGCGACUGGCCCAAACACAAGAAGUUCUGCUCACAGCUGCGUCUGGCUGCCAUUGACAGAGUUGUGGAGUGGCUUGUGUUCAAAGAAGAGCUUCCGUUCCCCACAGAAAAAUGGUCAAAGCCCCAGUCAGAGGUUAAAGGUUGGGAUGACUGGCUUGCGAUGCAGGGAGAUCUCACAGCUCGCCUCAAUCCCAUUUUAAAUGGUGCAAAGAUGAAAGACCUAUGGACCAAUGCUGGCAGGCCUCGGCCUGACGAUGAAGACCUGAAGCUGUCGCUGUGGAGAGUCUGCAGUGAGUUCUUCUGCAGACCGUUGACCAUCGCCUGGGGGAUGAGGCUAUUUGGCCUUAACCCUUAUUCCAAACCUCUCACCAUUCACCUGGUGGGAGCAGGCCACAGUGAGACACUGGCAGCCAGACUGACGGACUACGAUGAGAUAAACCACAUGUUCCCCGGACACCAGGGAAUCGAGAUAGUCAUGGUGGGGCCAGAGGUGCUGGAUGGCCCCAUUGUGAGGCCUCCACUCAGAGCGUUUGGCCCCAAGCAGAGGGUCUACAUCAGCGCCUACAAGGGGCUCUACCACCAGUUCUGGGAGGAGCUGGUGGAGAAAGAGGAAGCAGCCAAGCCAGACCUGGUGGUGGGAUUUCAUCCUGGCUUUGAUGCCAGUCAGGGCCUGGACGACGGCUGGCUUCCAACACUACUGCUCCUCAGGGAUUAUGAGAUUCCUUCACUUUUCACUGCUCUCAAUGAGAUGGAGAUGACCUACUCCCUGCAGAUCCUGCUGGAGCUGGAGAUGGACAUGAAGGGAAGUGGAGCCAACCCCUUCUCCUCGCUGAAACCAGAAGUGGUGGGCUCAUGUCCCAACAAGCCUCCCGUCUACUGCAACUCCCACUACUUCUGUUUUCAGGGUCUCCUGGAGACUGUGGAGUUUGAGGAGCCGGACGAGGCCUGA